Carya illinoinensis is the source of this 1058-nucleotide messenger RNA. Its product is annotated as protein IRX15-LIKE-like. The record is from RefSeq and is a predicted model, not a curated record. The coding region runs from base 50 to 982 and encodes 310 amino acids. NCBI's taxonomy places the organism in Eukaryota, Viridiplantae, Streptophyta, Magnoliopsida, Fagales, Juglandaceae. Gene Ontology annotation, biological process: xylan biosynthetic process. The transcript has a single exon.
CCUUACGGCUUAAGGCCUCAAUCUAUGCCUCUUCCCGGCAAAAACAAAAAUGAAGAGCAGGCUCAUUCUAAUUUAUAGACAAAACGGCGCCGUUGCCUCCUCCUUCUCAAACUCCCACCGCCUCUGGCUCCUCUUCCUCACCACGUUUUUCGCUUCAACCUUCACCCUCACCCUCAUCAACUCCGCCUUCCCUUACUCCUCUGCCAGAUCCCCAAGCUUAACCUCUGCCUCCGUUUCCACUCCACUCCCUUUCUCCAUCUCCGACGCCCUCGUCCACUACGCUUCCAUGACCCCGAACUCGACCAACUCGCCUCACAUGUCGUCCGCCGAGCUCACCUCCAUAGCCACAGCUCUUAGCCCCUGUUCUCCCCGCUGCAACUUCUUGGCAUUUGGUCUCCCCCACGAGUCCCUCCUCUGGCACGCCCUCAACUUCAACGGCCGCACAAUCUAUUUGGACGAGAGCGAGUUCUUGGUCUCCAGGUUCGAACAGUCUCACCCGGGAAUCGAAGCCUACGACGUGUGGUACUCCACCAAGGUCUCCGACAUGCCGGAGCUCAUCAAAGAAACCAAAUCCCUGGUCCGCAAUGAGUGCAGACCUGUGCAGAAUCUCUUAUUCUCGGAAUGCAUUCUCGGAAUCAACGACCUUCCCAACCACAUUUACGACGUGCCUUGGGACGUUAUUCUGGUCGAUGGGCCACGUGGGUACUACCCAAAUGCUCCUGGUAGGAUGUCUGCUAUAUUCACGGUGAGCGUGCUGGCGAGGAGCACAAGCGACGGUCGGACCCACACCCAUGUGUUCGUGCACGACUUCGACCGAGAGGUCAAGCAGAAUUGCAGCUAUGAAUUCCUGUGCGAAGAGAAUAUGGUUGAAACUGUGGAUUUGUUGGGGCAUUUUGUGGUGGCGAGAAUGGAGGAGAAUAGCUUUCAGUUCUGUACAUACUCGAGUUCUUCCUCAUCAACAUUAAUGCCAUUGUCGGUUUAGCUCUUUAUCAUUAGGAGAUGACGAAGACAAUCAUUGAGAGAUGGGGCCUGUGAUUAAUUUUUGUUUUGUUUUUUAU